Molecule: messenger RNA, 2597 nt
Organism: Anguilla anguilla (European eel)
Lineage: Eukaryota; Metazoa; Chordata; Actinopteri; Anguilliformes; Anguillidae
Exons: 4
Coding region: 370-2376 (668 amino acids)
Source: RefSeq, a predicted model, not a curated record
AUUUUACAUACCAAGUCAAUAAUAAUUUGACCUAGCCUAGCAAACCAUUUGUGUACACUGAUGUUAACGAUUUAUUCUUGUGAAAGAAUGUAACUCCUCUGUGUAUUUCUGGUAAAUUUGAGGUAGCUAACUUUGUCAGUUACAUUACGGCACAUUACUGGCAUUUAGAAGACGUCCAUGUCCAGAGUGACUUACCUACAACUCGAACACAAGUGCAAAGAGAUGCGCGACCCGAAGUGCUGUAAUUCCUUGAAGGAGAAACGUAUAGAAAAUAAAAUCAAGAAAUACAGAAUAUUUGGGAAGAGCAGAACUUGCACUCACUGUCUCCAUCUUGGGCUUUUCGGGGCAGGACUACACUGAACUGGCAAAAUGGGUUCGGAGUCACCCAGCGCUGUUCAGUCUCCCCCACCCACAGAGGCGGUGGAGCUGAGUGACAGGCAGCACCCAUCCAUUGACAGGUUCGAGAUCUACGUCCCCAAAGCAGCUGAAGUGCACAUUGUCGCUGCUCAGACCCUCCCGCCUGGCAUCUGGAAGAAGAUUGGCCUGCUCUCUACCCAUGGAGCUUCAUGCGUGGACUCUGUGACGGUAACCUGGAUCUCUCCUGUGGUGGUGCGAGAGAAAGGCCCCGGGCCGGCUCCGCCCCUUGGCUCCCACGGAGCUCCGCCCCCCAGCCGCUGUGGCGCCACAGCCCAGACGUUUCUCAGUGUGGCUGUGGAUACUUGUAGCUCCGCCCCCGGGGGGCGGGGCCAGUGCUGGCUGCCUGUCGCCUGCUCGAACCUAACUGCGUUCAAGGUGCUGAGGAAGUUCAUGCCCCACGGACACUGCCCAUCCCCGGACGCCAAGUGGGAGACCCGCCAGCCUGCCUGUCGGCCGCCACUGGGCGGCAACAUCUGCUUUAGCCAAGAUGCCAUCAUAAUCCACAGAGAACACAUCUUCCUCUCCAUCAACAAGGCGAGGCAGGGCAAAAAGAGGGUGGGUCAUAGACAGAGCUUGACGCCAGAGGCCCCUCCCACCCUUACCCAACAGACUGCCCCUGGCAUGCCAGGGGGGCCUCAAAGUGCCCAGCACAGCUGUGGCCGUUCUGCCACACCGCACAAAAAGGUGUCUCCAUGUCAGUUUCAGGCUGCCCGUAGAGCCGCUGGCCCGGGGGCUUUGCGCGUGCGGUUUAGUGUGGAGCGCAGAGCACGCGUCGCUGUGGCCCGCCUCCCAGACGCCACGAUGAAGACGCUGUCGGCGUUCGGGCUCGUCGACCUGGAGAAGCAUCCAGCCGCUGCACAGCUGUACCGUGAAGCUGUGGAGAAGAAGCUGGACUCAUCUAGCAGAAGCUCCUCGGCAGAGAUGUCCAGAGACCGCUGUACUGAAGAUCUCGCUGGGACCAGAUGUUCAGGAGACAGGGAGAAGGGCGUGGUCCAUUAUAGGGGCCAUAUAAUGGAAGAGGAGUGGUCUAAACAACCAGUGUUAAAGAAGGCCAGGCGGGCUUCAGGUGGUGAUGGUAGCACAAGUAGGAUUGAGAGUGUAGACCUUAGUACAGAUGAGGACGAAGGUAGAGAUCUUAAUACAGGAGUGGCCAUGGGUGGAGAUCUUAGUACAGAUGAGGGCGAAGGUGGAGAUCUUAGUACAAAUGAGGUCAAAGGUGGAGAUCUUAGUACAGGAGUGGCCAUGGGUGGAGAUCUUAGUACAGAUGAGGGCGAAGGUGGAGAUCUUAGUACAAAUGAGGUCAAAGGUGGAGAUCUUAGUGCAGGAGUGGCCAUGGGUGGAGAUCUUAGUACAGAUGAGGUCAAAGGUGGAGAUCUUAGUACAGGAGUGGCCAUGGGUGGAGAUCUUAGUACAGAUGAGGGCGAAGGUGGAGAUCUUAGUACAAAUGAGGUCAAAGGUGGAGAUCUUAGUGCAGGAGUGGCCAUGGGUGGAGAUCUUAGUACAGAUGAGGUCAAAGGUGGAGAUCUUAGUACAGGAGUGGCCAUGGGUGGAGAUCUUUGUAUAGAUGAGGGCGAAGGUGGAGAUCUUGGUACAGAUAAGGGCGAAGGUGGAGGUGAUGAUCUUCAUGCAGGUACAGGGAAGGGUGAUGAUCCUCAUGCAGGUACAGGUGAGGGUGAUUAUCUCCAUGCAGGUACAGGGGAGGGUGGUGAUCCAGGGGGGUUUUGUAGUAGUGAAGGGAUGGAGCGAAACGGAGGGGAGGGAGCUGAGCGCGCAGGUGAGGGUCGUUCUGGGGCGGACUCCCAGGGGCUGGACCAGCCGUACCAGCCCGCGGCCGGCCCAGGUUACACUGCAGGGUUCGACUUCGACCAGCUGGCCCGGGACGAAAAAAUCAGCCGCAUCCGCGCGCAGCUGAGCGAGAAGGAGGCGGCCCUACAGCAGCUGGCCCGCCUCCCCCUUUGAGCGAAACCCCACCCCCUCCACGCCCCUGGAGGCUCUACCUGCGUUAAGUUCGGAUUUCAUCAUUUUUUCCUGGUGAGCCACGGGAAGAAGAUUUCUGUCUUCGUUUUCUUCGUUGACUCUCUGUUUCUGGAAGUUUCUGGAAUAUUUUAUUGUUAUUGUUUAGUGGACUCAAAUUAUGACACGUUUUGGAAAAAUAAAAAGAGAGCUGGGUUUUCAAAAUA